GUAGCCUACGCCGUGACGAGAAAAAAAACGUCCGUGUCUGCCUCGAUCAACUGCGGACUCACGUCAAAGAGAGGCACUGGGGGGAGUUGAAAUACAACUGUCGCUAAUGUUGUAUUAACUAUAAGUCAAGGUUACAACAACCUAUGUUAAAUUAGGAAUGCGCAAACCAACUCAGAUGCUGAGUUCCGUUUCUGAACGUCGUGAGCACAACGUAAACUAAAGUUCCACUAGCAAAGAUGUGUCGAGUUAGUUGAAAGCAUACUCUUUGCGAUGCCUAAUCACAGUACCUAGAGUGAUUUAUCAGUUAAUAGUUUACACCAGAAGGCGUCUUCCAGACGAAUAACACGAACUUCUCAAAGAAACACUAACGUCCCUCAAAAUGCGAUUGUGCGGGUGGUUUAGCUCGCUAGCUAAGUAGUGUUUUUACUGUGUUGUUGUGCCCAACUUCCUCAGCGCAAGCUGUACCUCGAUGGUAAGCAGUGAGGUCGCGGCUCCAGCUUUCCCGGUUGGAUUUACAUAUGUGUAUUUCCGUGGGAAAGGCGAAGGAGCUCCUUCAAUGGCAGUCUUUCAGGAACCGGGAAGGAAACACAACGGGUAACCCGACGCUGGUGGAACGAAAAAGUUUCAAAAUCGUCACUGUUGGAGUUGGCUUUUGGAACUUUUUGUUGGUCUACAUUUCCUACGUGUUGUUUAACUACUUUUUUGGACCACCGUCUUCGCCACAACAACCGCUUUCCCGGGGACAUAAUUUUUGUUCGUCGACAGUUGUGGAGUUGUGUGGCUCGGCGGCGCGAUGGCGGGCAGCGGUGGCGCGUCUCCGCCCGGGACCGCUCCUCCACUGUGGUAUCACCGGGAUCUGAGUCGCGCUGCCGCGGAGGAGUUUCUAGCCCGGGCCGGGCGCGAUGGCAGUUUCCUGGUGCGGGAUAGCGAGAGCGUCAACGGGGCAUACGCCCUAUGCGUCCUGUUCCAGAAGCACGUUCACACCUACAGAAUUUUGCCCGAUGAAGAGAACUUCUUGGCAGUGCAGACCUCUCAGGGAGUUCAGCCCAAGAGGUUUCGGACUCUCUCUGAGCUCAUUCAGUUGUAUCUGCAGCCAGGACAAGGCCUGGUGACCACUCUACUGUUCCCUAUAGAGAGGGAAGAGAGCGCUGAGGAGAAGGAUUACUCAGAUGGAGAAGACGAGAAGCCUCCACUCCCCCCUCGCACAGCCUCUACAGUAGCCCAAACUGCUGUGGUUGCCCAGGAGACGACCCCUGACUGUGCGGUAGCGUCUAACGGUCUCAGUACGAUCUCUCAUGAGUAUCUGAAGGGCAGCUACGCUCUGGACCUGGAAGCAGUCAAGCAGGGGGCCAGCAACCUGCCGCACCUCAACAAGACCCUGGUGUCCUCCUGCAAACACCUGCACGGUGAGGUGGAUAAGGUGUUGGCUGGGCUGGAGAUCCUCUCUAAAGUAUUUGAUCAGCAGAGUGCAUCCAUGGUGUCCAGGAUGAUCCAGCAGUCAGUGUCUCAGGGUGGUGAUGAGGAACUGGAGCACCUGGUCACCAAACUGGCCAUCCUCAAAGAUCUGCUGUCCUCCAUAGAGAAGAAGGCUCUGAAGGCGCUGCAGGACAUGAGCUCGUCCACCCCCAGCACUCCCCCUCUGGCCUACACACGCCACAGCAAGAUCAUCCCCGUGCAGACCUUUGAGGUGAAGCUGGACGUGAACCUGGCGGACCUGACGAAGCUGGGCAAGUCCCAGAAACACACACUCUCAGUGGACGUGGAGGCGGGAAAGCUGGUGGUCACCAGGAAGAUCAAGGACUCCCAGGAGGACUGGACCACCUACACACACGACAAGAUUCGGCAGCUGAUUAAGUCCCAGAGGGUGCAGAAUAAGCUGGGCAUCGUCUUUGAGAAGGAGAAGGAGCGGAGUCAGAGAAAAGACUUCAUAUUCGCCAGUGCAAAGAAGCGGGAAGCAUUUUGUCAGCUGCUGCAGCUUAUGAAGAACAAACAUUCCAACCAGGAUGAGCCUGAUAUGAUCUCCAUCUUCAUCGGGACCUGGAACAUGGGCAGUGUGCCUCCUCCUAAGUCGGUGGGUUCGUGGCUGCUCUGUCGUGGUUUGGGGAAGACGCUGGACGAGCUGACGGUGGCCAUUCCUCACGACAUCUACGUGUUCGGAUCGCAGGAGAACUCCGUGUGUGAGCGCGAGUGGGUCGAGGCCCUGCGCUCCGCUCUCAAAGAACACACCGAGAUCGACUUCAAACAGAUUGCAGUGCAGACGUUGUGGAACAUCAAGCUUGCGGUUCUAGUCAAACCUGAGCACGAGAACCGAAUCAGUCAUGUUGGGAUGUCUAGCGUCAAGACUGGCAUCGCCAACACACUCGGCAACAAAGGCGCUGUGGGUGUGUCCUUCAUGUUCAAUGGAACGUCGUUUGGCUUCGUCAACUGCCACUUGACCUCAGGGAACGAGAAGAUUCACAGGCGUAACCAGAAUUACCUUGACAUCCUGCGUCUGCUGUCACUGGGCGAUAAGCAGCUGGGCUCCUUCGACAUCUCGCUCAAGUUCACACACCUCUUCUGGUUUGGAGACCUCAACUACAGACUGGACAUGGACAUCCAGGAAAUCCUAAACUACAUCAACAGGAAGGAGUUUGAGCCGUUGCUGAAGGUGGAUCAGCUUAAUCUGGAGCGGGAGAAGAAUAAGGUCUUCCUGCGCUUCGCCGAAGAGGAGAUCUCAUACCCCCCAACUUACCGAUAUGAGCGAGGAUCUCGAGAUACUUACGUCUGGCAGAAGCAGAAGGCCACUGGGAUGAGGACUAAUGUUCCCUCCUGGUGUGAUCGGAUCUUGUGGAAGUCUUACCCUGAAACACACAUUGUGUGCAACUCCUAUGGGUGUACUGAUGACAUCGUUACCAGUGAUCACUCUCCAGUGUUUGGCACCUUUGAAGUGGGCGUGACCUCACAGUUUGUCUCCAAGAAAGGUCUGCCCAAGUCUUCAGAACAGGCCUAUAUAGAGUUUGAGAGCAUCGAGGCCAUCGUGAAGACAGCCAGCAGAACCAAGUUCUUCAUCGAGUUCUACUCCACCUGUCUGGAGGAGUUUAAGAAGUGCUAUGAGAAUGACUCCCAGUCCAGUGACAAUGUGAACUUCCUGCGUGUGGGCUGGUCCAGUAAGCAGCUGACCACCCUUAAGCCCCUCCUCUCCGACAUCGAGUACCUGCAGGACCAGCACCUGCUGCUGACCGUCAAAUCAGUGGACGGAUACGAGUCCUACGGCGAGUGUGUGUUGGCGCUCAAGUCUAUGAUCGGCAGCACGGCGCAGCAGUUCCACACGUAUCUGUCCCACAGGGGAGAGGAGAGCGGCAACAUCCGCGGCUCCAUGAGGGUCCGAGUGCCGUCCGAACGCAUGGGCACCCGGGAGAGGCUGUACGAGUGGAUCAGCGUGGAUAAGGAUGAGAGUGGACCCAAGAGCAGGUCAACACUGCCCUCUAGAGGUGGCCACGAGUACGUCAAGCCUUCCCCAAGCCGUAAACUGGUGGGUGCGGAGCUGAGUAAAGUUGCGGAGGAAGGAGAGAGGACUGCAAACAGCCGCCCCCCUCACACACACACACACACACCAGCUGGGAAAGAAGACAACACACAGACCAGAGUGAAGCAAGACUCUAUGGAUGGCGACCCCUCCACCUGCAAGAACAGCUACAAUAACCCCGCCUACUACAUCCUCGAAGGUGUUCCCAACCAAUCAGCUUCAGCUCUGGGCUCUGACUUGCUCCCUAGCCCCACCCAGCCAUCUGCCCCCAGCAAAUCAGCAGGCCCCGCUGCCGGAGGAGGGGCGGGCAAGAGCAAACCGCCCACAGGCGCUCCCCUCCAAUCACGUCGCCCCAGCAGCGGACGCAUGGCGGUUCGACCAAUCAGCGAGGAGGGAUCUUCAGAGGAGGAUGUGAGCAGCGCUGGCGUGGUCAACCGCCCCCCGCCGGACUUCCCGCCUCCUCCUCUCCCCAAGAGCGCGCUCGACAUGACGGACAGCUGCUUUUACCCAAUUGGACGAGAGGGCGGGAAGGGGCGGGCCUAUCCAGAGCUGCCAGAUCUGAAAAACCCGCCCCCGGCAGCCGCGUCUAAGCCAAUCAUCUCCCCCGGACUAGCUACACCCCCAGAGGGCGGUUCCUUUUCCCUGGACCCGCCCACUCUCAGCCCUCCACCCAAUCCCCCGUUCCGUAGGGCAGGGGUGGGCGGGACGUCCGGGCUGGACGACCAAUCGUGUUCAGUUCUGCAGAUGGCGAAGACGCUGAGCGAGGCGGAAUACCCAGCGGGAGGCAGGGGGUGUGGCCUAAGGGCGGAUGUGGGAGGAGUUGUGCUAAGGGGGGCGGGGCUUACCUUCCCACCACGAGCGAUUCAGGAGGAGACGGAACACGGCACUGAGGAUCUACCGGAGGAGGUGCUGUGGCAGGGGGGCAGCAGUAGCAGCAGUCUGUCUGUAGAGGGCAGUGUUGGCGAGUGGCUGCAGCGCUUGGGGCUGGAGUGCUAUGAAGAGGGCCUACUGCACAACGGCUGGGAUGACCUGGAGUUCCUCAGUGACAUCACGGAGGAGGAUCUGGAGGAGGCCGGUGUGGUUGACCCCGCCCACAAGCAGAUCCUAUUGGCCAGCCUCCGGCAGCAGCAGCACAAGUGACCCGGUGUUCCUCACGACAAACCCAACCCAACGGAACCCAACGGAACCCAACGGAACCGGUCCACAGCCUGACGUUGGAGCCACACCCACACUCACUCGCAUCCAAUCAGAUGCUAAUCUGCAGUCCAAUCAGAUCCCGGUUUGCCCUCCGAAGCCUGUCGUGCCCUGCCAGCCCACUUCCUCCCUGGCGCUGACAGACAGGAAGUGAUGUCAUCACAGAGCGCCUCGUAACCCAGGGGCCUGGCUACAUUCCCCAGACAGAGGCGGGACAUUUCAACUCGUAGUGUUCUAUUCACUGAUGACGGACAUUUUAACUCGUAGUGUUCUAUUCACUGAUGACGUACAUUUCAACUCGUAGUGUUCUAUUCAAUGAUGACGGACAUCUCAACUCUGCUUGGCAGCCAUAGUGUUCUUUUUAAUGAUGACGGACAUUCAUGUUGUUUUAUCUCCUUUUGUCAGCUGCAUGUUUGAGUUUUGAGAAAAGGGAAUAGACCCCACCACACUGAGUGAGUGGGAGGGAACGAUCUGUAUCAAAUAUUGUGUGUGUGUGUGUGUGUGUGUGUGUGGA
Molecule: messenger RNA, 5213 nt
Organism: Sardina pilchardus (European sardine)
Lineage: Eukaryota; Metazoa; Chordata; Actinopteri; Clupeiformes; Clupeidae
Gene: inppl1a
Product: inositol polyphosphate phosphatase-like 1a
Biological process (GO): negative regulation of insulin-like growth factor receptor signaling pathway; phosphatidylinositol dephosphorylation; regulation of immune response
Cellular component (GO): cytosol
Molecular function (GO): inositol-polyphosphate 5-phosphatase activity; protein binding
Source: RefSeq, a predicted model, not a curated record